This is a messenger RNA of Galeopterus variegatus (Sunda flying lemur), 1929 nucleotides long. RefSeq names its product protein phosphatase 1, regulatory subunit 16A (gene PPP1R16A). The transcript is spliced from 10 exons. Lineage: Eukaryota; Metazoa; Chordata; Mammalia; Dermoptera; Cynocephalidae. Gene Ontology annotation, molecular function: protein binding; enzyme inhibitor activity; protein phosphatase regulator activity. The record is from RefSeq and is a predicted model, not a curated record. Gene Ontology annotation, cellular component: cytoplasm. Bases 104 to 1675 code for a protein of 523 amino acids.
GGGAAGGGGAUGCCCCCGAGGGUGCCAGUCCAGCCCGCUGCCCCUCCCCUCAGCCUGGCUUGGCUCCCAAGCUCCCUGCCCUGGUGCCCGAGCAGCCCCCGCCAUGGCCGAGCACCUGGAGCUGCUGGCAGAGAUGCCCAUGGUGGGCAGGAUGAGCACCCAGGAGCGGCUGAAGCAUGCCCAGAAGCGACGUGCCCAGCAGGUGAAGAUGUGGGCCCAGGCUGAGAAGGAGGCCCAGGUCAAGCAGGGCCAUGGGGAGCAGCCACAGAAAAAGGCAGCUGGCCGAGGGCCCCACAAGCAGGUCCUCUUCCCUCCCAGUGUUGCGCUUCUGGAGGCCGCUGCUCGAAAUGACCUGGAGGAAGUCCGCCAGUUCCUUGGGAGUGGGGUCAGUCCUGACCUGGCCAAUGAGGAUGGCCUGACAGCGCUCCACCAGUGCUGCAUUGACGACUUCCGCGAGAUGGUGCAGCAGCUCCUGGAGGCUGGGGCCAAUGUCAACGCCUGCGACAGUGAGUGCUGGACGCCUCUGCAUGCCGCAGCCACUUGUGGCCAUCUGCACCUGGUGGAGCUGCUCAUUGCCCGUGGCGCCAAUCUCCUGGCAGUCAACACCGAUGGGAACAUGCCCUAUGACCUUUGUGAGGAUGAGCAGACCCUGGACUGCCUUGAAACUGCCAUGGCCGACCGCGGCAUCACCCAGGACUGCAUCGAAGAGGCCCGGGCUGUGCCAGAGCUGUGCAUGCUGGACGAUAUCCGGAGUCUGCUGCAGGCUGGGGCCGACCUUGAUGUCCCUGGGGACCAUGGGGCCACGCUGCUGCAUAUUGCCGCGGCCAAUGGGUUCAGCGAGGCGGCUGCUGUGCUGCUGGAGCAUCGAGCCAGCUUGAGCGCCAAGGACUGCGACGGCUGGGAGCCGCUGCAUGCAGCAGCCUACUGGGGCCAGGUGCACCUGGUGGAGCUGCUUGUGGCACAUGGGGCCGACUUGAAUGGAAAGUCCCUGAUGGACGAGACGCCACUUGAUGUGUGUGGGGACGAGGAGGUGCGGGCCAAGCUGCUGGAGCUGAAGCACAAGCAUGACGCACUCCUCCGCGCCCAGGGCCGCCAGCGCUCCCUGCUGCGCCGCCGCACCUCCAGCGCGGGCAGCCGCGGGAAGGUGGUGAGGCGGGCGAGCCUGACCCAGCGCACCAACCUGUACCGCAAGGAGCAUGCCCGUGAGGCCAUCGUGUGGCAACAGCCAUCCACCAGCCCGGAGCCGCCUGAGGACGAUGAAGACAGACAGACGGAUGCUGAGCUCCAGCCGUUGCCUGCAGAGGAGGACAACCCCAAGGUAGCCAGGCCGCACAAUGGCCGUGUAGGGGGCCCCCCAGGGCGGCACCUGUACUCCAAGCGGCUAGACCGGAGCAUCUCCUACCAGCUGAGCCCGCUGGAGAGUACUGCCCCCCAUGCCCUUGUCAGGGACAAGGCCCACCACACCCUGGCGGAGCUCAAGCGUCAGCGAGCGGCCUCCAAGCUGCAGCGACCUCCAUCCGAGGGGCCUGAGACCCCUGAGUCUGGCCUGCCUGCUGACACUGAGACCCCUCAGCCCGACUGUGCCUUCAGGAUGGGUGGGGACCCACCUCUGCUCAAGCUCACAGCCCCCUCAGAUGAGGCUCCUGAGAAGAGGCCCUGCUGCCUGCUCAUGUGAGGGCUGCCAGCUCAAGAUGGCAGGGGUCCCAUCCCCAAGCCACUCAGAGGUUGCCUUGUGACCCCGUCCCUGGAGUCCUCCCCAGUGCCCUGGUGCUGCAGGUGGGCAACCACCGUGGAGCUUUCCUGGCUCCCACUACCCAGGACACUGGCUGCCUCUCAGGGAUGGACCUGUGGGAGAAGCCGUACUUGGGGGUCUCCAGCUGCAGACUUUUUAUCCAGUGAUUCUUGAUAAAGGGCUGUUUUUGCCACCAA